AGUCGUCGCGCUUCCUCUCGUAAAAUCAUGGCAGCUGUUAACCCGUAAGUGUGUGGAUCCACAGUCGUCAGAGCCUUAUAAAAUAAAGCUAAUAUACCGAUAGCUGCCCCGCCGAGGCAUCCAGCAAGACAGUCCAAUGUAUCCCGGUUGUUGUAGUCGUAAGAAGAAAAUCAGCAGCAGCAGCAGCAGCAGCAGCGAGCACAGACGAUCGUCGAGAUGUCGUUGCCGCGCGAGUGGAGCCUCAAGAAGCAGCACUCGAUCGACAACGGCAGCCCGCCGCCGGCGGUGCAGGCCAACCUCGUUCAGGCAUCGUCCCAGGAGACGGCCAUCGAUGAGAACAUGAGCCAGCACGCGAACCAGCUGGGCUCGCUCUUCUCCAUACACUCGGCGCCAGUGUACGUAGUGCCGCCGGGCUUGGUGCACCUCAGCCCAGCCGAGACCCUCGCCGACGAGGAGGAGAACGACAAUUUGCUGACCAUCUCGUCGCUGACGGCCCGGCCGCUCAUCGCCAAGUCGCGCGAGCUCGGCAAGCGGCAGGAAGCCAGGCGCCGAAGACGCCGGCGGCACAAGAAGCUCAAUUUCGAGCCGCUCGACGGGGGCUACGGCUGGGUCGUCGUAUUCGGAGCCUUCUUCGUGCAAUUCUGGGUCGCUGGCCUGGUCAAGUCUUGCGGCUUGCUCUACGUCGAGGUCAUGGAGACCUUCGCGGACUCGUCGGCCUCCGUGGCUUCCUGGAUACCCGCCAUCCUCUCCUGCCUCUGCUUGGCGCUCGCUCCCGUGACGAGCAUGCUCAGCCAAAAGUACAGCUGCAGAGUCGUCGUCUUCGUCGGCGGCCUCUUCUGCGCGUUGGGCCUCAUCAUCAGCUUCUUCGCGACCAGCUUGAUACAUCUCCUCUUCACUUUCGGCGUGCUCACGGGCAUCGGCGGCGGCCUGUCCACCACGCCGGGCAUAAUCCUCGUCUCGCAGUACUUUGACAAACACCGAGCCCUGGCCAACGGCAUCUGCGUCAGCGGCACGGCGGCCGGUAGUUUCGUCUUCCCGAUGCUCAUCGAGUACCUGGUGGGCAAUUUCGGCUUCCACGGAACCCUCCUCAUCCUCGGCGGCUGCAUGCUGCACGUCUGCGCGAGCGCCAGUCUCUAUCGGCCCCUCGAGAUGAACUACCCCAUGGAACCGCUGCCGGACGCUGCCAAGUCCGCCGAGCUGGCCAGCAGCGCGGUCAAGCGGCAGAAGCUCGAGAUGCUCUUCGCCCAGCACGACGAGACGGCUAAGAACAACACGCUCAACGAGCUCUUUCAUCAUCGUCAGGCAGACCAUGACCCGCGCGCCAACGAAGUCGAGCUGCAGCUGACAGACAGCGAGGAGGAGAAGGACAUCAUGGGCCAAGCUCUCAGCACGAAGCCAAUCUCCAAGAUCCGCAGCUCGAGCAUACUGCAUAGCGUCGAGGACCUGUCGACCGACUCGACCUGCUUCUACAAGUCGCGCUCCUCGACACUGCAGAGAUCUCUUCGUUCGUCGGCCCUCGCCGUCUGUCCGGCUGCUAGUACUAGCGGCAGCGGCAGCGGCAGCGGCAACAACGCGGCAGCGAUUCCCAACCAGCAGCAGCCCGUCAUCAGCCUCGCCGCCGAGCAGUCCGCCUCGAAGGAGUCGCUGCCGCAGCGACUUACGCGCUACAUCGACCUGAGCCUGUUGCGCGACACCCGCUUCAUCAUGAUGUGCCUCUCGGUCACUCUCAUGUCCACCGGCAGCCCCUACAUGCUCUACUAUCUGCCGGCCUACGUCAAUGCCCGGAGCUACAGCAAGUCCGAGGCUGGCUAUCUCGUCGCCAUAUCGGCAGCCUUCGAUCUCUGCGGCAGACUUGGCCUGGGCUGGCUCAGCGAUCUGCAGCUGUUUGAUCGCAGGAAAGGAUACAUUGGCAGCGUCGUCGGAGCAGGUGUCGCAGUCUUGGUAAUACCACUGGCUCAUUCCUUUUACGUACUUGCCUGCAGUGUGGGCAUGUACGGCCUCUGCCUCGGUUGUUGGUUCCUGCUGGUCCCUGUGCUUCUCGCCGACCAAUACGGCACCGAUAAAAUAUCAUCGAGCUACGGUCUCGUCCGCAUGUUCCAGAGCAUCGGCGCCAUUACCGUACCCCCGCUCGCGGGAUUUAUGCGCGACGUUACCGGCAGCUACAAUGUCUGCUUCAUAUUCAUGGGCUCGUGCAUGGUGCUGGGCGGCAUACCCCUUCUAAUCGUCUCGGACGAUUCUUCGGCCAGCUCCAGCAGUAGUAAGAAACUGCCCGUUACACCUAAUGCCACUAAUGACAGCACCAUCAAAACCGAAUGCAAAGAUAUUGACUCCGUAACAAGUCCAACAGCAACCUAACGUGAUCGGGCAAUUUAACGCAAAUCGAUGUGUAUGCGAAAUGAACUUGCAUGGAUAAGUGAAUGAUUAUUGAAUAAUUGUAGGACUAAGUUUGUACAGAGAGUGAGAGGGAGAGAGAGAUUAAGCGAUUUUAGCGAAAGUGCCUACUACUCUCUACAGCUCUUUUUAGAGAACGUUCCAGCGUAUAGACAUUAACUUAUCAUUUCUCCGUUAUCAGAAUCCUAAUACAUUGUCAGUUAUUGUAAAGCAAACAAUCUACUGCCGGGCGAGAUAAAUGAAAGACAAAAUUUAAAUGAACAACGUUUGCUGUGAGCUAUAUGUACAUAUACGCAUAUUUAUAAGUAUAUAACUAAAAUUUUUGUAUUACCGUCGUCGUCGUGCCAUGUGAUGAAAAGAAAAAAUUGCACGUCCAAUAUAAGAACGCCUGUGUGUAUAUUACAUGUCCUUCUUCUCAAACUUUUAUUUGAAUGUGUUUUCGCAUAAACCCGCUUAUACACGCAUUUCCAUCUGUGGCAUAGUAGAUUCUUGUCUAUAAGAGCAAAAUUUAUGAAAUAAACAACAUUGUAAAACCGA
Messenger RNA from Nasonia vitripennis (jewel wasp), 2928 nucleotides. It is a transcript of the gene Sln, whose product is annotated as monocarboxylate transporter 12. Lineage: Eukaryota; Metazoa; Arthropoda; Insecta; Hymenoptera; Pteromalidae. The transcript is spliced from 5 exons. Gene Ontology annotation, molecular function: monocarboxylic acid transmembrane transporter activity. Gene Ontology annotation, biological process: transmembrane transport; monocarboxylic acid transport. The coding region runs from base 217 to 2355 and encodes 712 amino acids. The record is from RefSeq and is a predicted model, not a curated record.